This is a messenger RNA of Mangifera indica (mango), 1370 nucleotides long. RefSeq lists its product as uncharacterized. Gene Ontology annotation, molecular function: protein binding. NCBI's taxonomy places the organism in Eukaryota, Viridiplantae, Streptophyta, Magnoliopsida, Sapindales, Anacardiaceae. The transcript has 7 exons. The coding region runs from base 178 to 1173 and encodes 331 amino acids. The record is from RefSeq and is a predicted model, not a curated record.
UAGAAGAAUCCUAACCAUCGCUUCUUUAGGUCUGGUCUGUACACAAUUGUCUCCUUUUCACGACCCCUCUCUCUCUUCUUCCCUUUUGAUUACAAUCCCAAUCAUACGUAUCAAUUGUUACUGUGGUAUAUUGAGUCGAUUACUUGGUUUAUUCAGCUAGGGUUCGUAGAUUUGAUUAUGUCAGAAGCUUCGAGAGCGCGCGUCACUAUUACUCUUGGACGCAGUGGCCAGGUGGUGAAGAGGUCUGGACAUGUGUCAGAUGUUGGUUUUUCUGAUUCCCUGCCAGCUGCUGGAAGUAAGCGGUCCAUAAGGGAUAGAUUAGGAAGCAAUUCAGAUAAUUCCCAAGUCUACCACAAAAGACAAAGAGGGGAUAGUUCUAUUUCAAGUUUGACUAGUAAUGGUGUUGAUGAUGUUUCCAUCAGCAAAAAUGACCUUCGAUUCAAACUCAUGCAAAAAAAUGUAGUUAGGCAAGUUCGAAGUGAUGAUGAACGGAAAUUCAUGGAUCUGCGUGAAAAACUGUCAAGGACCUGGCAGCCUCCGCUUAGUAAACUUGAUACACGGCAGCGCAUGCCUGAGUCAAAAGAAUCUAGUAUCCUGGGGAGAAUUCCUCUUACAAGAAGCACAGAUGAUUUGCCCCAGAUGAGCUCAUCUAGAAAUUCUUCAUCUGCUUGGACUUUAGAUCAUAUAAGACGAAGAUCACCAGAGAGAAUUUUUGGCUCUUCUAGAGGUCUAUCCCUGCCAAGUAAUGCGGAGCAUCUACAGAGAAGACCAUUAAGCAGGACAUAUGAUGAUGUGAGACCAGUUCCAUAUAUGAGCAAAGAUGUUAAUAAUGCUCCAAGGCCUGUCAGUUCUUCACCAUACAUUACUGGACCUGCGUUGCCUUCUGGAUCUGCAAACCCUGUACCACCGGCCCCACAUCUUAUAGGCCAACUGCCCUCGUCCACUGGGGUCAUGCCAAAAAAUUUGUACAUGGGUGAAGAACAACAAACAGUUGAUGGUUUGUUACAUUCACUGGGAUUGGGAAAAUAUGCCAUCACUUUUAAGGCUGAAGAAGUCGAUAUGAGUGCACUGAAGCAGAUGGGGGAAAAUGACCUCAAAGAGCUGGGAAUACCUAUGGGUCCUAGGAAAAAAAUUCUCCUUGCUGUCUUGCCCCGCUCCAAGAGACAACCUUGACAGUCACACUUAAAAGCAAGGAGUCUAUGAUUCAUAGUGAUUUUCUCACUAGUAAUUCCUAUCGAAGAAUCUUUCCUAUGAAAGUAAUAUCUUGUAUUCUCACAUUUUGCGUAAAUAUGGCUGGAUCAAACAGGCAUAAUAUUUUUGCAUAACUCUAUCCAUGGAAUUAAAUGAUGAUAAUUGUGAGAAUUUUUCAA